GUUUUAAAGGGUGGCGUCACCGACCGCGAAGAACUGGAUAAAGUGGAAGCAAAUGGAAUAGCGGGUGGUUUGGAAUUUGUAGUGAAGUUUGAACUAGGCUCUAGGGUACAAAUUCAAUUUUUUCAUAUAACAGCACUUACUUGAGAGAGUUAAAUCUCUGGUUAUUGUUGAGAACCGUAUGUUUUUUUUUUAAUUCAAAGAAGACGGAUCUGUAACCUGUGCAUGGUGUACGAUUUGGCAAGGAAAAAAAGAAAUCCAGAAUCAUUUUUUUAUAUGCCGGUAAAUAUUAAACAAGAAAGAGAUUUAACGACAAGGAAAUAAAGAGAGAGAAAAGCGGUAUGAUAUAAAGGAAGGACCAUGGAUUUUUCUCGACUGCAUACAUACACGCCUCCACAGUGUGUGCCAGAGAACACUGGCUACACCUAUUCACUCAGUUCAAGCUAUUCCUCUACUGCUUUAGAUUUUGAGAACAAGCACAAAUUGCACCCAGUCUUUGAGUCUCCGAAAAUGUCACGCCGUAGUUUGCGUCUCACGACUGGACAUUACUCUGAUGACAGCUACUUGGACACCAGUAACAGCAGCAUGUCCCACAGUGGGAAAUACAAAGAAUCCAGAAGCCUAAAGCAGCAGAUAAGUGCAAGCAAGCAGUGUGCAUUGCCUUCUCAGCACCCUCCCAGGAAAGCCCUGUCUCAUAGUUUAUUAACGCAGAGCAGCUUUCACAGCUGUGCCGGUGACAUGUCCCUGAUGACCACCAUGCUGGAAGACUCCUCCAUACAGGAGAGGACGCUCAUGGGUAGCUUUUGGGGUCUGGAUGAGGAGGGUGAUCUCAAAGGUGCAGACGCAACCGUGAUAAUGGCCAACGGCGACAUCACUACGGCUGAGACGCAGACCAGUGUGAUCAAUGGUUAUACCUGCAAUGAGAGCACAAUGCUGUCUGACAGGAAGGAUGCCCUGACAGUGUAUUCCCCCUCCCACACCGCUUCUUCAACAACUGUGUACAGCAAGGACAAGGGCAAGAAGUCAAGUAUCUUCCGUUUAUUCAGAGAACAAUUUCUGAGUAAAAGCAAGUAUGCUGCAGCAUCCAUAGUGUCGUUGUUAAUGCAGCUUAUCCAAAAUGUUCUGUUGAAGAUUGGGUAUGAAGCAAAAGCUCACUCAAGUUUUUGUGGAAGUAUGAAUGUCAAAGAUGUGAUGACGGGUGAUGGACAUCUCGGAUUAAAUGGGUCAUUGUGUGAUGACUGUAAGGGGAAGAAGCACCUUCAAACUCAGAAGGUCCGCCUGCAGUCUUCAAGAUUUAACCGUGCCGCACAGACGCUAUGGCACAUGCUUUCAUACACAGGGUACUAUGUGCUCCAGGCAAUGCGGACUGUUGCUUCUGCAGGCUGGCUUGUGACCAGGAAGCUUUUGUCUGUUCUGUGGUUGGCCAUUGUAUCUCCAGGGAAGGCAGUGUCUGGGGCCGUGUGGUGGCUGGGGACUGGAUGGUACCAGCUUGUUACAUUGAUGUCCCUCCUCAAUGUGUUUGUCCUGACAAGGUACCUUCCGAAACUAUACAAGCUCUUGGUGCUGUUGAUUCCCUUCUUGCUGUUGCUUGGUUUGUGGUACUUUGGCCCAGCCAGCUGGUUGUCGUUGCUACCAGUGUUAAGCAGGUCUGAGAUGCAGGCUUCACUGGAAGAUGCAACGUCAUCCACACCAGUGGAGGAGCCUGUAGCCACUGGCAAUGUGCAACCAAGUACAGAGUCCCUUCACCAUGCUUCACAGAGUGGGGCACACUUCUUUGAUUCUGGCCGCAUGGUUGAUUUGGAAAGACAGCUGGCUCUGCUGUCUGACAGGUGUGACCGAAGCAGCCAGCAGUAUGACGAGAGGCACGGUCGAGUCGUGGAGCUGUUUCACCAACUCCAGGAACAGGUCGCUCAGAUGAGCAAUAAAGAGGGCAUGUCUGUGUGGAUCAAUAAUCUCUUCAACCAACAUGUGAGCAGCCUGGAAGAAGAGCUGCGACGAGAAGGGACAGAUCAGUCACAGAAUGAGUUUUUGAUGUUGCACCAGGGCCAUGAAUCACGCAUCACUGAACUGGAAAAACUCCUUCAGAUAAUUGCUGCCAAAACAGAGGAGCAGAAACAAGAAUACACCAAAGCCACCACUGUUGGUGGCCAGAGUGAAGAGCAAAGCUCCCUGCUGUCUGAGGUGAAGCGCUUGGAGCUGGAGCUGAGUCACAUCAAGGCAGAUCUGCUCCGAGUGCAGAGCUCUCCACCCGUCUGUGCGAGAAUGGAUUGCAUUAGAGAGACGGUUGAUACGCAGGUUAAGGAAUCUGUUAAACUGCUGAUUUUUGGAAAUAAAGAUGAAGAGAUGUCAGAGUCCCUCCUACAGUGGCUGUCAACGCAGUUUGUGAGGCAAAGCGACCUCCAGGGAUUGCUGAUGGAGAUGGAGAUGAAGAUAUUGAAGAAUAUCACCAUGUAUAAGAGUCAGACGAAACAAAUGCCAACAGCUCAAGUUGUUACACAUGCUGUUAACAAUGCAGGGGCUGCUGGAAUGAGUGAGGAGCAAGUGCGUGUGAUUGUGAAGAAUGCACUGAGGCUGUACUCUCAAGACAAGACUGGCUUGGUGGAUUAUGCCUUGGAAUCUGGAGGUGGUAGCAUCUUGAGCACUCGCUGCUCCGAAACCUACGAAACCAAGACUGCCCUGAUGAGCCUUUUUGGAAUCCCACUUUGGUAUUUUUCCCAGUCUCCCAGAGUAAUAAUACAGCCUGAUGUUCACCCUGGAAACUGUUGGGCUUUUAAAGGAUCCCAGGGUUACCUGGUAAUCCGUCUCUCUUUCUUGGUCUACCCCACCUCAUUCUCCUUGGAGCACAUCCCCAAGUCACUGUCUCCCACCGGCAGCAUCAACAGCGCACCCAAGGAUUUCACUGUCUAUGGGUUAGAAGAGGAGUACCAGGAGGAAGGGAAGCUACUGGGACGGUACACAUACAAUGAAGACGGAGAUUCACUUCAGACUUUUCCCAUUCAGGAAGAAAAUGACAAAGCUUAUCAGGUAAUAGAAAUGAAAGUGCUUUCCAACUGGGGACACCCUGAGUACACCUGCCUCUAUCGCUUCAGAGUGCACGGGGAGCCUCGUCUAGAAUAAACAGCCCUGGACUUCCUCUUUUUUGUAUAUUUGUUUUCUGAAUAUACUGGAAGAACAGAGAUUUAUAUUUCUGGACACUGGGAGGAAAACUACAGAAGAAAUGUUUAUAUGCAAGAAUAUGAACCAGCUUUUGUAAAGGAAAAAAUGGCUAAAUUUGCUAUAUGAAGCUAGGUUAACUCCUAUCAUGGUCCAUUUACUGGCACUUACUUCUCUACUGAAAGCUGCAUGGCACUCGGUCUGUUAGUUAAAGUAGCGGUAGGGGGGUAGUGGUGCAAAGGACUACAAUGUUUAAAAGACCCCUCCAAUCCCCAUAGCUCAUCCCUCUACCACUUUUCAAAGGGAUACACUUAACCACUACCUGGUUUCAAGCUCAGUACCCGUGUGCACUGCUUAUGUGUGUUUGGUUUUCAAUGAUCUCUGUGUGGCAGCUGGGCAUUCUAUUGCCAGAGAAUGUAACAUUUAAAUAAGGUUUAUAUUGGAAAUGGCUGCAUAUACCAAGACCUGUACUAGUAGAGAAAUGCAAAAUAUGUACUUCUGCCAGAAAGUGUAUAAGACAGGAGAUUGAGGAGACCAUGAUACUCUUCCCCCCAAUACUUACUGUUAAUACUACUGAUCACUUUAACCAUCUCUUGUAAUGCAUACAGUUUUAUUUGUGAUAUCUGUAACCCUACUACAGCUGUGGUUCACUAGUUUUAAAAUAAGCUGGUGGCCUGUAUAAAGUUUUGUCACCAGUAAAAGGCUCCAGGAAGACCAACAAUAAAAUGCAGGCUGCCAUAGUACUGUGAUUUUAUAGUUAUAGUUUUCCAGUAAAGGCCAGAUUUGUUACUUUUUUUUUUUUUUGUAUAUUCCAUUAAUAGUGCUUUGUCUUUUUAAAGUGUGUCUGUGUUGGUCAGAAUGUACCCCGUUUUUUUUUUAUAUAAACUUAAAGGCUGAAGGACACAGUUUUGACUUGUUAUAUAAAUGUGUAUUGCACAACAGUCCUAGAAAUUUGUACAAAAUCAAAUGGUGAAAAAUCACUGUCUUUUGAAGUAGUGAGUUGUUGGUUUGUAGAGCGUAUAUGUAAAGAGUUUGCUUAUAAGAAUGACAGAUAUCUGCUGUACAGCCAAGUUUUAUAAGAAUUUUGGGGAUAGGAAAUAUAACACUAUUUAUUUUUGAAGAACAAGGAUAAGGACUUUGUGCAAUGUAUUUUUCAAGAUCUUUUCAAUCUCUUGUCUGUCUUUCAGAUCGUUUUAUUUUUUGCUGUUGUAAGAUUGACAAACCGCUAUGGAAAGGUUCAAAUAAAGAGUUUAAUUUUUGAGA
This is a messenger RNA of Acipenser ruthenus (sterlet), 4413 nucleotides long. Its product is annotated as SUN domain-containing protein 1. The transcript has 23 exons. Gene Ontology annotation, biological process: nuclear envelope organization. Gene Ontology annotation, molecular function: protein-membrane adaptor activity. Gene Ontology annotation, cellular component: nuclear envelope; meiotic nuclear membrane microtubule tethering complex. Bases 358 to 3114 code for a protein of 918 amino acids. NCBI's taxonomy places the organism in Eukaryota, Metazoa, Chordata, Actinopteri, Acipenseriformes, Acipenseridae. The record is from RefSeq and is a predicted model, not a curated record.